GAGCCGGGGCCGCGGCGGGGGCUCCAUGGCCGGGCGGCGCGCGGAGUGACGGGCCGGGCCAGGCCGGGCCGCGGGGCCGGGGCCAUGGACGUGCGGCGGCUGCGCGUCAACGAGCUGAAGGAGGAGCUGGGCCGCCGCGGCCUGGACACGCGCGGCCUCAAGGCGGAGCUUGCCGAACGGCUGCAGGCGGCGCUGGAGGCCGAGGAGGCGCGACGCGGGCCCGGCGGCGGCGACCCCGCGCCCGACGGACACUACGACAUCGACAGCAACACUCACCAGAGCGACCACCAGGGCUACCAGUCCUUUGAGCAUGGCGCCGUCAGGCAGGAGAAUGAGUCCAGCUACGAGCGGCGGCCAACAGAGACGGAGCAUCCUGGCCUGCACCCAGAGAUGAAGUCGGAAGUCAAGCAGGAAGACCCCACCCCCGGCUACAACCUGCCUCCCCCCAGCUACAACGCCUCAGCCCCCAGCUACAACAUACCACCCCCCGGUUACAACCCACCCCCUUCUGGCUACAGCAUGCCCCCCUCUGGCUACAGUGCCCCUGCCCCUGCCUACAGCGUGCCCCCAGCUGGCUACACUGCACCUGCUCCUGGCUACGGCGUACCCCCACCAGGCUUCAGCGCCCCUGCUCCUGGCUACAGCGCCCCUCCUUCUGGCUUCAGCGCCCCACCGGCCAACUACAGUGCACCUGCCCCUGGCUACAGCGCGCCCCCAGCGAGUUACAGCACCCCUGUACCAGCCUUCAACGCGCCUCCCACCAGCUACAGCACGCCUGAUGCCUCCCAACCCAGGCCACCCCAGCAGCAGCCACCACCACAGCCACAGGGCCGUAAGCGGCCAUACGAGGAGCCGCGAGGCAGGGGCUACUAUGAGCACCGGGAAGACAAGAGGGGCCGGUCACCUCAGCCGCCUGCAGAGGACGAUGAGGAGGACUUCGAUGAGACGCUUGUGGCCAUCGACACAUACAACUGCGACCUGCACUUCAAAGUAGCCCGGGACCGAUACAGCGGCUACCCACUGACCAUUGAGGGCUUCGCCUACCUGUGGUCAGGUGCCCGUGCCACCUAUGGCGUACGGCAGGGCCGUGUCUGCUACGAGAUGAAGGUCAACGAAGAGAUCUCGGUGAAGCACCUGCCCUCCACGGAGCCGGACCCCCACGUGGUGCGCAUCGGCUGGUCACUGGACUCCUGCAGCACGCAGCUGGGAGAGGAGCUCUUUUCCUACGGCUAUGGCGGCACUGGCAAGAAGUCCACUAACUGCAAGUUCGAGAACUACGGCGAGACCUUCACUGAGAACGACGUCAUCGCCUGCCUCGCGGACUUUGAGUGCGGGGAGGAGGUGGAGUUGUCCUUCAUGAAGAACGGCAAGUGGCUGGGCGUGGCCUACCGGGUGCGGAAGGAGGCGCUGGGCGGCCAGGCCCUCUUCCCCCAUGUCCUGGUCAAGAACUGCGCCAUCGAGUUCAACUUCGGGCAACGCGAUGACACCUACUUCUCCGUCCCGCCCGGCUUCACCUUCAUCCAGCACCUGCCGUUGGCCGACCGUGUCCGUGGCACUGUGGGCCCCAAGAGCAAGGCCGAAUGCGAGAUCCUCAUGAUGGUCGGCCUCCCCGCUGCUGGCAAGACCACGUGGGCCAUCAAGCAUGCGGCUGCCAACCCCUCCAAGAAGUACAACAUCCUGGGCACCAACGCCAUCAUGGACAAAAUGCGGGUGAUGGGGCUUCGGCGCCAGCGCAACUACGCAGGGCGCUGGGACGUGCUGAUCCAGCAGGCCACGCAGUGCCUCAACCGCCUCAUCCAGAUCGCUGCCCGCAAGAAGCGCAACUACAUCCUGGACCAGACUAACGUGUACGGCUCAGCCCAGCGGCGGAAAAUGCGCCCCUUCGAGGGCUUCCAGCGCAAGGCCAUCGUCAUCUGCCCCACGGACGAUGACCUCAAUGACCGCACCGUGAAGCGCACGGAUGAGGAGGGCAAGGAUGUGCCCGACCACGCUGUGCUGGAAAUGAAAGCCAACUUCACACUGCCCGAGGCGGGCGACUUCCUGGACACGGUGGUGUACGUGGAGCUGCAGCGCGCCGAGGCCGAGGUGCUGGUGAAGCAGUACAACGAGGAGGGCCGCCGCGCCGGGCCCCCUCCCGAAAAGCGCUUUGACACCCGACCUGGAGGGGGCGGCUUCCGGGGCCGAGGCGGCGGCUUCCAGCGCUUUGAGGGCCGUGGUGGUGGUGGCAGCAGUGGCGGCGGCCCUCAGGGCGGGGCCCGUGGCGCCUUCCAGCCCCGUGGGGGCGGGGGGGGCUUCCGCGGUGGCAGUGGCGGCAGCAGUGGCGGCGGCUCUGGGGGCAGCACUGGCAGUGGUGGAGGCUUCAGCCGGGGCAGCUACACCCCAAAUCGGUGGGGGAACAACACCAGGGACAACAACACCAGCACCCGGGGCAGCUACAGCCGCAACGCGCAGCCCCCGAGCAGCUACAGCCCUGCCCGCGGACCCAGCACCUACAAAGCCAGCGGUGGCAGCAGUGUCAGCGCCAGCACCGUGGCCCCCACCAACACCAGCACGGCGCCCCCCACCUACAGCCAGGGCCAGCAGCCGAGUUACAGCCAGCCCUACAGCCAGGGGGGCUACAGCCAGGGCGGCUACACUCCCAGCUACAGCUACGGGAGCUACAGCGGUUACAGCCAAAGCUACCCCCAGCCCCCGCCCCCGCCGCCAGCGCAGCCCUACAAUCAGCAGAACUACAACCAGUACCAACAGUACGCCCAGCAGUGGAGCCAGUACUACCAGAGCCAGAGCCAGAGCCAGUGGCCUCCCUACUACGGCAACUACGACUACGGGAGCUACUCGGGCAGCAGCCAGGGAGGGACCAGCGCCCAGUGAGCCCAGCCCCGCCGCCCCGGCCUCCGACCAGCCGGCCCGAGACCGCCGCCGGGGGGGCAGGGGAGGGUUGGCGCCCUCCCCACCCCUCCGAUAGGCCUGACGCCGGCCUCGUCCCCUCCGCCGCCCAGCGCAUGCGUCUCGCCUCUUCCACCCGCUUUCCUUUCUUUUUAGUUCCCUCCCCGCCCUGGUUUUAGCUCCCGGACCCCACCCCGGCCGGGGACCCCCUGGUCCAGACUUUAACAGUAGCAAAGGGCCUGACUCCUAGAGCCCCCCCGCCCGCCCGCCCGCCCGCCGCCACGACCCAGCUAGCGAGACUUUCCGAGCUCCCCCUGCCUUUGCGGCCCCACCGCAGAGCCCGUUUCCUCCUGCCCCCGUCCCCGGAGGUGUUUUUAAUCCAUCAGCUCUGAAGCCCUGGGACCCGCGCGGAGCCCAGGCCGGCGCGUGGCUCUUCUCCCAUCAGUCCGUGCCCCUCCUUCCCGUUCAGUUUUGAUUCCUUUAUUUUUUAGACUUUUAUUUCCCUCCCCGUCUCCCUUAACUGUGGGUCAGCAGCUGUUCCUGUCUCACCAAGGUCACCCCAGCCCCUUCCUCGGCCCCGUCCCCCCCCCCCCAAUCCGCUCAAUUCAGGUGAGAACAAGAGAAAAAAACACAAAAAAAAAAAACCAACCUCCACUUCGAUGUGUAACUUUUUUAUACGAUGUCUCGGUUUCUGUAACUUUGCACACGCUCCGUGUUGAGUUGGAUUGUACCGGCUUUUUGUAUUUGGAGAAAGAGUGACUAUUGAACUUUA
Alligator mississippiensis (American alligator) is the source of this 3658-nucleotide messenger RNA. It is a transcript of the gene HNRNPUL1, whose product is annotated as heterogeneous nuclear ribonucleoprotein U like 1. Gene Ontology annotation, molecular function: protein binding. Lineage: Eukaryota; Metazoa; Chordata; Crocodylia; Alligatoridae. The record is from RefSeq and is a predicted model, not a curated record. The transcript has 15 exons. Bases 85 to 2871 code for a protein of 928 amino acids.